Molecule: messenger RNA, 723 nt
Organism: Suillus discolor
Lineage: Eukaryota; Fungi; Basidiomycota; Agaricomycetes; Boletales; Suillaceae
Exons: 5
Coding region: 1-723 (240 amino acids)
Source: RefSeq, a predicted model, not a curated record
AUGUCGAUCCAAGUACCACUCUUCUCAGAGUCGUUAUCUCAAAUCAAGUGGCCAUUGUCUCCUUCAGAUCCACCAACCAGUCAAGACAUCGUACAUGCAAUUGUCUUCCUUGAGAAGGUGAAGGAGUUUUUUAGCCCUCCCUCAUUUAAGAGAAAACUGUGCCUGGACUACCGUAUGGCCACUGUUGAUGACCUCGCGAAAGCGCAGCUGUAUCUACACAAGGUAUGCAGCGCAGCCACGGCUGGGACAGGUGGAAAUGUAGAGUCUCGUGUCAUCUCGGAUGCCAUUGAACCCAUCUAUAAAAGGCUCGACCAGAUGAAUAAAACACUGGUUCGGGUGGUGGAUAAUUCUAGGAUUCACAGUCUGGAGCAACAGCUCGACUUUGAUUCCCAAGUAAGUGAGCAUCGACAGAGGUCCGGCUACCCCGAGCAGUCACCGGUUGAAAGUACGCACUGGAAACAUCCUUUCAACGACUUACAAUUGUACCCCCAGAUUCCAAUCUCGUGGGACUGUGAGGAGGAGGACUUUGAAUUGCCGCCUUUACGCACGAACAACGACUUCACUAACCUCACCGAUUAUCAAUUGGACGAUUAUCUUUAUUGCUACCAAAUUGACGUUGAUGACCAAAGUACUAGGGAGACAAAAAUGCAUUGCCUCCGAUACUUUAUUGUUGGUUGUUCGAAGUCUUGUCCUGCUGCGUCUGAUCCAGUACUUGUUUCGUGA